AUGCCCACCAUCCGAAGAGUCCAGCCCUCUGAUCUUUUGCAUCUCAAUCUCUGCAACCUCGAUCCAUACACGGAAAAUUAUGAUUUGAAUUUUUAUCUCACGUAUUUAAUGAGAUGGCCUUCGUUAUUUCAAUGUAUCGAAGAACAUGGCCAGAUCGUCGGCUACAUCAUCGGCAAAGUUGAGACAUCACCUGCGCAUUUACAAGGAACACCACAUUACUUACCGUGGCACGGCCACAUAACAGCUUUGUCCAUCGCUCCACAAUAUCGACGGCUCGGGUAUGGAAAACUUCUCAGUGAGUCUCUCGAGAAGGCAUGUAAUCAACAGAAUGCCUGGUUCGUGGAUCUCUUCGUCCGAGCAAGCAACAAGAAUGCCAUCAAAAUGUAUGAGAGUAUGGGGUACUCUACGUAUCGGACGGUGGUCAAGUACUAUUCAGAUGAUCCAACCGGUGUUUCCACUGAAGGAGAAGACGCAUUGGAUAUGAGGAAACCUCUUGACAGAGACAAGGAUCGAAAACAUGUCCGCGAGAAUGGAGCAAGCUUCAAAGUCGAUCCCGAUGAUGUCUUUUGA
Messenger RNA from Rhinocladiella mackenziei CBS 650.93, 570 nucleotides. RefSeq lists its product as uncharacterized. The coding region runs from base 1 to 570 and encodes 189 amino acids. Gene Ontology annotation, molecular function: protein-N-terminal amino-acid acetyltransferase activity. The record is from RefSeq and is a predicted model, not a curated record. Gene Ontology annotation, biological process: N-terminal peptidyl-methionine acetylation. Gene Ontology annotation, cellular component: NatB complex. The transcript has 2 exons. Lineage: Eukaryota; Fungi; Ascomycota; Eurotiomycetes; Chaetothyriales; Herpotrichiellaceae.